GCAAGCUGGACCUGGACGUUCAUAACUGUCAUCACUAAUAUUCAUAUUCUUUGCGAUACUUGAAUACGAGUCUGACUUUUCUAUUUUGAUUGAUAAAAAGAUUGGACAAACGGGGUUUACAGAAAAAAAAAAGGCAAAAAUCGGUGCCAAAGAGACUGUCUGUAUUGCCAUUUGCAAAUGCAGAAAAUGAUAAUACGUACAAAAUGCCAGGUCACGGACCCAUUACCAGUGGCUCUGGAUCAGUUAAGACCGUUUGGAAGCCAAAGAUCAGUAGGUUCCAGUCGCAAACUCUGACACACACAAAGACUUUCUUUCUCUCUCUAUGUCUCUCAAAAGAAUAGCCCGAUAUUUGUGUGAGUGUUGAUGAGUCAGCACUGAGAGAGCGAAGAGUUGAACUUGAAGGACUUUGAAGGGUUGUUGGCAAAGCUGCCUAAGUAGUUGUCUUCCUCUUCUUGAAACUUGGAUCUCCAUCUGGGAAAUUAAUAUUUUUCUAUCUAUUAUUACAGCAAUAUCUUUUGUCCCCAUACACAGAUUCCAUUCAAGAACUCAGUUUGUUCACAGAGCUAAUGGUAUUUACAUCUAUUUUUUCCUUAUAUACUAGGAAAGACUAGAGUGGCACAAAGCUGUACUCUUUAACGGUUACUUCUCUUUCUCUCUUUCUUCCAAAUUGCCCCUUUUUCUUCUUAGUCUUGGGGGUAUUCCAAAAUCACUCCAUUUCUCUCUCUCUCUCUCUCUCUCUCUCUCUCUCUCUUAAGCCUGGCCUAUUUCCCUUUGGUUAGUCCUAGAUUGGGGAUUUGAUUCAUUGGUGUAAAGAUGAAUGGGGCUGUGCUAGUGGCUGUAGCUGCUGCAAUUGGUAACUUUUUGCAAGGAUGGGAUAAUGCUACAAUUGCUGGGGCUAUUGUUUACAUAACGGACGACCUUGAUUUGCAAACUACCGUAGAAGGGCUUGUGGUGGCUAUGUCGCUCAUUGGAGCCACAGUUAUUACAACAUUCUCAGGACCCGUAUCUGAUUGGCUUGGUCGGCGUCCAAUGCUUAUAAUCUCAUCAGUGCUAUACUUUAUAAGUGGUUUGGUAAUGUUGUGGUCACCCAACGUCUAUGUCCUAUUACUAGCAAGGCUUUUAGAUGGAUUUGGAGUUGGUCUUGCAGUUACUCUUGCCCCGGUGUAUAUAUCUGAGACUGCCCCACCAGAGAUAAGGGGUCGGUUAAAUACUCUUCCACAAUUCACAGGUUCAGGUGGUAUGUUUUUAUCAUAUUGUAUGGUUUUUGGGAUGUCACUGACGACCUCACCCAGCUGGAGGAUGAUGCUUGGAAUUCUUUCCAUUCCCUCUUUCCUAUAUUUUGUACUAGCAGUAUUUUACUUGCCUGAAUCUCCUCGGUGGCUUGUGAGUAAAGGAAAGAUGACUCAGGCAGAAAAGGUUCUCCAGAGAUUGCGUGGCAGAGAAGAUGUUUCAGGUGAGAUGGCUUUGCUGGUUGAAGGUCUUGGACUUGGGGGUGAAACAUCUAUAGAAGAAUACAUAAUAGGCCCUGCUGAUGAACUUGCUGAUGGUCAGGAGCCAACUGCUGAUAAAGACACAGUCAGAUUAUACGGACCUGAAGAAGGCCUCCAAUGGGAUGCCAAACCUGUCACUGGACAGAGUUCACUUGGCCUUGCCUCCCGCCAGGGAAGCAUGGUGAACCAAAGUAUGCCACUUAUGGACCCUCUUGUGACUCUGUUUGGUAGUGUCCAUGAAAAUCUCCCUGAGUCAGGAAGUACGCGUAGCAUGCUUUUUCCUAAUUUUGGCAGCAUGUUCAGCACCACAGAGCCACCGGUUAAAACUGAUCGAUGGGAUGAAGAGAGCCAGCAUAGAGAAGGUGAGGAUUACAUGUCAGAGGCUGCUGGGGAAGACUCUGAUGACAAUCUACAUAGUCCGUUGAUCUCUCGCCAAACAACCAGCUUGGAAAAGGACAUGGUCGCCCCUCCUUCCCAUGGCAGUGUACUGAGCAUGAGGCACCACAGCAGUCUCAUGCAAGGAACAGGGGAAACAGUUAGUAGUACAGGUAUUGGUGGUGGCUGGCAGUUGGCAUGGCAAUGGACUGAGAGAGAAGGUGAGGAUGGAAAGAAGGAAGGAGGAUUUAAAAGGAUUUAUUUGCAUCAGGAGGGAGGUCCUGGAACCCGACGCGGGUCCCUUGUUUCACUUCCUGGCGGAGAUGUUCCAGCAGAAGGCGAGUAUAUCCAGGCUGCUGCUCUAGUAAGCCAGCCUGCUCUUUAUACCAAGGAGCUUAUGGAGCAGCAUCCAGUUGGACCAGCAAUGGUCCACCCAGCUGAAACUGCUUCAAAAGGACCAAUUUGGGCUGCUCUUCGUCAACCAGGGGUUAAGCGUGCAUUGUUUGUCGGAAUUGGAAUUCAGUUACUUCAGCAGUUUUCUGGAAUAAAUGGGGUUCUCUACUACACUCCUCAAAUUCUAGAAGAUGCAGGUGUCGAAGUACUUCUUGCAGACUUGGGCCUUACUUCAGAGUCUGCAUCGUUCCUUAUUAGUGCAUUCACAACCUUGUUGAUGCUUCCUUGUAUUGUUUUAGCCAUGAGGCUCAUGGAUUCUACUGGCAGAAGGAAGCUAUUACUCACUACAAUUCCAGUGCUGAUAGUUUCGCUCAUCAUUCUAGUAUUUUCCCAACUUGUCACAAUAAGCACUGUUGUUAAUGCAGCACUCUCAACCGCUUGUGUUGUGAUCUAUUUCUGCGUCUUUGUCACAGCCUAUGGGCCAAUUCCUAAUAUACUCUGCUCUGAGAUCUUCCCUACAAGAGUUCGAGGCCUCUGCAUUGCUAUUUGUGCCCUGGUGUACUGGAUUUCAGACAUCAUAGUCACUUACACAUUGCCAGUACUGCUUGAAGUAAUUGGCCUUGGUGGUAUCUUUGGCAUUUACGCUGUUGUGUGUGUCAUCUCCUGGAUAUUCAUCUAUUUAAAGGUUCCAGAAACAAAAGGCAUGCCCCUCGAGGUCAUUACUGAGAUGUUUGCUGUUGGUGCUAGCCAAGCUGCUGCUGCGAAGAGCAAGUGAUUGAUUUCUUUCAACAGAUUUAGCCACUUUUUGGCUGUAUCAGCUGCCGAAGAUGUCAUCAAUCUUCCAUUUGGAAAUUUUUGCUUCUUGUGGUUGCAUUAUGAAUGAAAGUAUUCUUCUGAUUCAAACUCGUUGAAAAAAUUUUGCCUUAUAGUAUGAUUAUUUAUUGGAGACUUCUAAUAAAGAGCAUAGCUGAUAUAGUUUGAUGUC
Quercus robur (English oak) is the source of this 3243-nucleotide messenger RNA. RefSeq names its product monosaccharide-sensing protein 2-like. Gene Ontology annotation, molecular function: myo-inositol:proton symporter activity. The record is from RefSeq and is a predicted model, not a curated record. The transcript has 8 exons. Bases 814 to 3033 code for a protein of 739 amino acids. Gene Ontology annotation, biological process: transmembrane transport. Gene Ontology annotation, cellular component: membrane. Lineage: Eukaryota; Viridiplantae; Streptophyta; Magnoliopsida; Fagales; Fagaceae.